Messenger RNA from Ostertagia ostertagi, 3000 nucleotides. The record is from the annotation of a GenBank genome assembly. Lineage: Eukaryota; Metazoa; Nematoda; Chromadorea; Rhabditida; Trichostrongylidae.
UGUGUGGAAAACAGUGAGGUAUUUGCCAAUACACCUGGUACCGGACCAUACUAUGUUAAACCGCGAACAGCUGGGCCGACGCUAAAAUGCUCGGUACGGAGUGAAUUCUCGGAUCCGACUCGCUAUCAAGUACAAUGGCAGCGAUACAAUAAAGGCGAUCUCAGGUAUGUGUCGAUUGGCGACCAACUACAUGACUCUACACAUUUUGAGCUGAUUGGUGAUGUCUCCAAAGGAGUUUAUGACUUAAAGCUCAAAGACGUGAGCACAGAUUCCGUAGUCGGCUCAUACUACUGCACUGUUUUGGAUCGUCAAGAUACACAAUCGUACCAAGCGGAUCCUAUUGAAGUGAUCGCUCUGGUACCGCCAUCUGAUCCGGUCAUCACUGAAUCUCCAACGCAAGCCGUGACCGCUGGUGACAGUGUGACGUUCAAAUGCUCAUCAUCAGGUGGAAGUCCACCUCCAACAAUAAGCUGGACGUUUUUGAAUGGUAGCACCGCUGACGAGCGAAAUGUCAAUACACUUCUCAAAGGCAGUACUUCGGAGAGCACUUUGCACUUUCGUGUUCGAUCUGAAGAUAACGGCGCCUAUGUGGUUUGUACAGUCACAAACAAAGCCAUUGAGUUUGAGCAACCAAAAGAAGCACGAUCGCCGAGGUUGAAUGUUCUCUUUAAACCUCGAGUACGAGUUUCUCCUGAUCAAGAUCUUGCAAUCGAAGCUGGCCAUCAUGUUGAUCUCGUCUGCGAUGCUGAUUCUAACCCAUAUCCACCCAGUUAUGAAUGGAGACAUUUGGCUUUGGGUGAAGUGUAUGCGGCUUCGAAAUGGACGGUGAUUGCAAGUCGCAACAUGAGCGGCGAUUUCGAAUGUCGUGCGGCCAACAGCGUCGGUGAAGGAAGUGCAAUUCUCACUCUAAAUGUGCAGUAUGCCCCUGUUGUUGUUACCAAGUCGCGCUACAAUCCAAGAGAAGGGGAACGAGUACAAAUUGAGUGCUCUGUGGAUGCCAAUCCACAGGCGGUGGACGUGAAAUGGAGUGGCCCUCAAGGUUUCAUCUCGGAUGGGCCUCUACUGGUUCUAAAAAGCGUCUCCAGGGAGCAGACUGGUAAUUAUACGUGUACGGCGACAAAUUAUCUCAGCAUAUAUGGCGAAACAGGCUCACAAACCCGAACCGGAUCGGCUACAACUAUAGUUGAUGUUCAACGACCUCCUGGGCAUGCAGAUAUAUCUCCGCCAAGACUGAAUGUGGUCGUUGGCGGAACAAUUACCCUGACAUGCUCGACGCACGAUCCUGGAAGUCCAGCAGGCAACUUUAAGUGGGCUUCUCCAUCAUCAGGAGGCCUUUUUGGUACGAGAGAACACGACCAUGCACAGCUGACUGUUAGAAUGCUCAGCUGGCCGACAAUGGACGCUAUCGCUGUCGAGCCGACAAUGUACAUGGUAAUUGAGCCGGCCUGGAUUUCUCGUCACUUAACGAAGGAGAGGAUACUGAAGCUAGACCAUCCUGCAGGCGGGCUUGAGUGUGAGGCGAAGGGAUUCCCUGCACCCAGCUUCCAGUGGUUCAAAGAUGGGGAACCGAUUGAUACCAAACGUUACACGAUAGAAAGUGUCAUUGUAAAGUCAAGUUGCUCAUCGGGUGACUACUGCUCGCAGACAGUCACUAGCACUUUAAUAUUCUCGAAGCCACUGAAAUGGGCAGACAAAGGAAACUAUUCCUGUCGAGCAACAAAUGGUGCUGAUCAAAAAACCGUGGACAAUACUUCAUGGACAGUCAUGCGCGUGAAUCAUGGCCCAGUCGUGUUGAACCAGCGAUUUCCAGAGGAAGGAUUGGCUGCUGCAGAUAUUGGUACCAUGGCUCAACUGCGUUGUAUUAUUUCUGCUCGUCCUGAACCCAAAUCGGUCAUCUGGGUGUAUAAUUCACUCCCGAUUGAAGAAAACGGCAGAUAUUCCUUCCAAGUCAUCCAGCACUACAAUCGCGACGAGUAUGAACAUGUCCUGCAGAUUUCGGAUACCACAGAAAGUGACUACGGACCAUACAUGUGUCGUGUGGCGAACGGAAUGGACAAGGCAGAGGUCAUCAUCAAAUUGACGCGAACAGGGCCUCCACAAGUUCCAACGAAUCUUAGAAAACUGUCCGCUACUCCGAAUUCCUUGUCCCUUGGCUGGGUUCCGGGAUUCGAUGGCGGAUUCGAACAGACAUUCAUUGUUGAAUACAGAAACGUUAAUCCGUUCACGGAAACGUUCGGAAAAGAAGAUGUUUCUACGGUGGAAGUGAAAAACACAUCAAGAGUGGAAAAUAUCGAGGACGAUGGAACGGCGUCGUGGUAUUUGAGCUUCAACUUGACAGGUCUUAAUCCUCUUUCAUCCUAUUAUUUACGACUUCGUGCAAAGAACAAGAAGCCACGACCUCCUCCCGACGACUGCACACUACUGUAUGUUUCUUCUGGUGACACAUGGCGAUCCGCCGGCUGUUUCUCACCAGACCAAGUUAUAUCCGACCUCGUCGGUGGGGCGUUCUUUAGAGCACGGUUUUGCUCUAGAGAACACGUGCUCAGCUGCUCGAAGAUGUCCCAUAUACUUGAAGCGAGCUCAAUAGGUAGCCCUUGGCGGCUGGCGUUGGUAAUACCGGCGGCGGUACUGGCGUUACUUGUUAUUAUUAUAUGUGUUCUUCUUGUCUUCUGCUGCCGAACUCGUUCCCCAUCCAAAGGCACUAAAAAGAGAGUCAGAGAAUUUCCUGUAAUGCCUCAGAUGGAAACAAAAAACACUGCUGUUCACGGAUCCCAGGCCGACAGUGGCGUUUUUAUCUGGACUCGAAUAAGCUCAAAUCGGCUAUACCUACCCACAAUUACUCAAGUGAUGAGACCGCUGCCGAAAAUUGGACGGACGAACAGGGCGAUCUCUCGAGUGACCACUAUCAGAACGACUCCAAGCACGGGCUAUUCCAUGGUAAUGAACAAAAUAACGAGAAUGCUGGUACCGGUAUGGAUGAUGAAAAUGGAUGCCGUGUAA